Molecule: messenger RNA, 1425 nt
Organism: Necator americanus (New World hookworm)
Lineage: Eukaryota; Metazoa; Nematoda; Chromadorea; Rhabditida; Ancylostomatidae
Exons: 4
Coding region: 1-1425 (474 amino acids)
Source: RefSeq, a predicted model, not a curated record
AUGCCACACUCCUCGAACGAUCAAGUGUACCGCACGUCAACGUCGUGGAUUCGCAAAAGAGUCGAAAUCAGACUGCACAUUCGUAAACAAGAGAUGCCACGACUGCAGACGCUCUGGACACAAGCGAUGAUUCUGCAAAAAUUUCCCGGAGAAGAAGAAGCGGAAUUCGAAACAGAAGCGGAAAUUGAUGGGAAGACAGUAUGCAUGCACCUUGAUACUGGAGCAGACGUAACAUUUCUGAGCACUGCAGACUGGACCGCCAUGGGUCGACCGAAGCUGCAAUCACCCCGUUUGACACGGAAGUCUGCCAACAACGAACCGAUCAACGUUCGUGGAUGCUACGAAUGCAAUUUCAUCAUUGAUGGUCAUCGAGGAUAUGGUACUUGUCAUGUAGCCGACACGCCGUCGCUGACGCUCAGCACCUUGAAUUGUUCUCUCGCAACGCACCUGAGGAAGAAGUUCGCAGCAGUCUUCGCUCCUGGACUGGGAUGUUGUACAAAGUCAAAGGCAAAACUCGCUCUGAAGCCUGACUCCAAGCCUGUCUUCCAGAAGGCUCGCCCGGUGCCCAAUGCUGCGAUGCAAAGGAUUUCAACCGAAAUCGAUCGGCUUGUAUCUAUACAUGUGCUGGAGCCCGUUGAUCACUCAGAAUGGGCAGCACCCAUCGUCGUCGUUCAGAAGAAAAAUGGAUCGAUCCGCCUCUGCGCAGACUACUCAACCGGACUGAACGAUGCACUGGAACAAAACCAGCAUCCGCUUCCAACCCCAGAGGACACUUUCACAAAACUCAACGGAGGACGCUACUUUUCACAGCUCGACUUGGCCGAAGCAUAUCUCCAACUUGAAGUGGACGACGUCUCAAAGCAGCUACUCACUAUCAACACGCACCGUGGACUGUAUCGCUUUAACCGAACACCAUCUGGAGUGGAACCAGCUCCUGGUAUAUUCCAACAAUGUAUGAAUGCUCUUAUCGCUGGAUUAGAUGGAACUGCUACCUAUCUCGACGGCUUAUUGAUUCCGCGUAAACUCGACAAAUGUGCUUUCCUGAAGACGGAGAUCACUUACCUUGGGUUCGUCAUCAACGCACAAGGGCGACGUCCCGAUCCUGAGAAGAUCAAAGCCAUCCAGAAGAUGCCCGCUCCGGAGGACGUCAGUCAACUUCGCUCUUUUCUGGGACUCAUCAAUUUCUACGGAAACUUCGUCAAGGAUCUCCACAAUCUACACGCUCCUUUGGACGCUCUUACGAAAAAGGAUGUUGUCUACACAUGGACACCGGAGUGCCAGUCUUCUUUCGACAAGAUCAAGGCAAUCCUGAGCUCGGAUCUUCUGUUGAUCCACUUUGACCCAAGUCUCCCGAUCAUCGUUGCCGCUGAUGCUUCAAAUUAUGGGAUGGGAGCAACCUUCUUACAUUGCUUCGCAGAUGGAUGA